AUGACUUACAAUGUCGCAAGAACGAGAUCUCAAAAGAAACCAUCAACAGCUAGCCGUGGUAUCCGAUCACUGAGCCUAGCCAUUGUGGUCCCCGUGGGUCUCACCCUAACAACCAUCAUAUGGUUUGGAGAGAGCAACACCUACAAGAACCUAACCCGACCCUUCUGGAUCCCUCCCUUGUGGGCCAUACACCUAACCUCUGUGUCAACGGCUUUCUUAAUGGGGUUAUCGGCUUGGCUCGUGUGGGCCGAGAGCGGGUUUCACCGCAAACCCAUGGCUAUGGUUAUGUACUUGGCUCAGCUCGGGCUUGGCUUGGCUUGGAACAAGAUCUUUUUCAAAACGGGCCCCACUCAAAUGGGCUUAGCCAUGAGUUUGGGCCAAUUGGUUACCAUUUUAAUUUGUUCACAAAUGUUUAGCCGGAUAAAUCCAAUAGCCGGUGACAUAGUGAAGCUUUGUUUGGUUUGGACCGGGUUUUUAACGUCUGUAAAUCUAUAUUAUGUACUUUAG
Messenger RNA from Helianthus annuus (common sunflower), 507 nucleotides. RefSeq names its product translocator protein homolog. Lineage: Eukaryota; Viridiplantae; Streptophyta; Magnoliopsida; Asterales; Asteraceae. Gene Ontology annotation, cellular component: membrane. Bases 1 to 507 code for a protein of 168 amino acids. The transcript has a single exon. The record is from RefSeq and is a predicted model, not a curated record.